This is a messenger RNA of Myxocyprinus asiaticus (Chinese sucker), 2891 nucleotides long. Its product is annotated as kelch domain-containing protein 3-like. The record is from RefSeq and is a predicted model, not a curated record. Gene Ontology annotation, molecular function: protein binding; chromatin binding. The transcript is spliced from 11 exons. Gene Ontology annotation, cellular component: cytoplasm. NCBI's taxonomy places the organism in Eukaryota, Metazoa, Chordata, Actinopteri, Cypriniformes, Catostomidae. Bases 123 to 1271 code for a protein of 382 amino acids.
GAGGGCGCCCGCGCGCAUUCAUCUUUAGCUUUAGCACACAGCUGCAGGGUUUGAUGGUGCUUUGAUGUCACAGUUGGCAUGAUGGUUUAAGGAGCGGCGGUGUCAAGGUGGCCGCGCGGGUGAUGUUGCGCUGGACGGUGCACCUGGAGGGCGGCCCGCGGAGGGUGAAUCACGCAGCGGUGGCGGUCGGACACAAGGUCUACUCGUUUGGCGGGUACUGCUCUGGCGAGGACUAUGAGACGCUGCGACAGAUCGAUGUUCACGUCUUCAAUACAGUGUCUCUCCGCUGGACGAAACUGCCGCCCGUGAGGACUGGAGGAAGGGAGCACACUCGUGAAGUGCCCUAUAUGCGCUACGGACACACUGCUGUCCUGGUGGAUGACAUCAUCUACAUCUGGGGGGGUCGCAAUGACACGGAGGGGGCGUGUAACGUUCUCUACGCUUUUGAUGUCAACAGUCACAGGUGGUUCACACCGAAAAUUUGUGGAACAGUUCCUGGAGCGAGAGAUGGACAUUCGGCCUGUGUUCUGGGGAAGUCUAUGUACAUCUUUGGUGGAUACGAACAGCUGGCCGACUGUUUCUCUAAUGACAUUCACAAGCUGAACACCACGAGUAUGUGCUGGUCACUAGUGAACGCCCGGGGCACACCGGCUCGCUGGAGAGACUUUCACUCCGCCACCAUCAUUGGCACAAAGAUGUUUGUGUUUGGAGGCCGAGCGGAUCGAUUUGGCCCAUUCCACUCCAACAACGAGAUCUAUUGCAAUAAAAUCAAAAUAUUCGACACGGAGACCAACUGCUGGCUCAACACGGCGUCUGCGCAGCUGCUGCCGGAGGGACGGAGAAGCCACUCGGCCUUUGCUCACAACGGAGAGUUGUACAUAUUUGGUGGUUAUAACGCUCGCCUGGACAGACACUUCAAUGACCUAUGGAAGUUUAAUCCAGAGGCGUUCUCCUGGAAGAAGGUUGAACCGAAGGGAAAAGGUCCGUGUCCCAGGAGAAGACAGUGCUGCUGUAUGGUCGGUGAUCGCAUCAUUCUGUUCGGAGGAACCAGUCCGUGUCCGGAGCAGGGAAUGGGUGACGAGUUUAACCUCAUGGAUCAUUCAGACCUCUACAUGCUGGACUUCAGUCCUAAUUUGAAGACUUUAUGCAAACUAGCGGUUAUUCAGUACAGUCUGGAACAAUCUGGACUUCCUCAUGACAUCAGGUGGGAGCUGACGGCGAUGACCACCAACAGCACCAUCAGUCGACCCAUCUUCUCCUCUCACGGCUGACUGCACAACUUCAGUUUCCUCUGGAAAAACGUCCCGCUCCAGAUGACUUGAUUUUCACAUAUUCUGAAUCAGAAUUGAAGUUCUUCGUAAAUCUUUUUGUCGGUGAAGACGUUUUCUCUGCGGAUGUUUCUGGUGAUCUGGGUUUGGUGCAGAUGAACGCUGUUUCCUCCUGAAGAUAAACCGAUGCUUUUAAAUCAGUCAGAUUAUUCCUCCUGGAGUACAAAUGAUGUUUGUUGAACUCAUUAAAUCUUGUUUGGAUUAUAUUUGAGAGUUUCACAGGCGUUCCACACGCGUGUUACAUCUCGACAGCAGAGAUGAUCUUCAAAAUCAUCUGUCAGAAAUCAGAACGUGUGGAGUUCAGCACAGAUCACAUUGUCACGUUAUUCUUCUUUAAACUGGAUUUGUGUUUUUUAACAAUAAACAUGUUGAGUCGAUCAGUGGAGAUGUAUAUUUCCUGUGCAUGCCAGCGUACUUCAACACAACCCUUGUGCUGUACAUACAGUCAGUAAUCUCUGUAUCUCAGUGUGUGAAAUAAGAUGUUUUGUAAAACUGAUGUCUGUCUGUGUGAUUUUACUACAGAAAUAUUAAGAGUGUUUCACUGUUAGUAUAAAGACUUCAGAUCACACACACCCUGAAUAAACUCAUUCAGUGCCGACUCUCAAAACCAGAUGAAAUAUUGAUCGAUUCAUUGAAACACUUUUGCAGGAAAUGAAUCUGAAUGAUUUAUCAGAUCUAUUUUAAUUUCCCUUUUAUAUUUCAUAAUUGUUUGUGUGAAUCAUGAAUCUCAUCCAGACGGUUAUAAAACAGUUAUAAACAGUUAUAAUCACAGUCACAAUGACACUAGUGUGAAGAUGUUUUACACAUGGAUUUAUUUUCACAAAUACAGUAUAUUUAUUAAACAUUUAUUACACAUGAGUGUUGUGUGAAAUGACACGUUUUAAAUGUGUUGUCAGUAUUUUUAGCUCCGUGUAAAAGAAGGUACGGCCGGAUCUAAAACACAUUUUAGAUUUGAGAGUUUUUAUUGAUUCGGAGUCAUUGUGCAAACUGGCCAAAUAUUUGACAUAUUUCAUAUAUUGAGCCUAACAUUACACAUGCGGGUUGCAUAGAAAUAAUUCAUUUUAAUUUACGUAACCUGAAAAUAAAGCGAGUUCGACUGCUGUUGAUUCGAUGUCUUUCAAGUAGUUGCAUAUAUUGAUCUUUUCUCUUGAUCGUUUAUUGAUAAGACUCGAUGGAAACGUCUUCAGAAUGAAGAAUUCAAGGACAGUUUUUGUUCAUUUGGAUCAAAUACAUAUUCAAAACGAGCCGUUGGAUUAACGAGAUACUCAAUGAGGAUUAAUCAUGUGCUGAAUAUCCAUCAUGACUUCAUGAAACAAACGUGUUAUAAAUGCUGAAAUAAUACAGGAGGGUGUUAUAAGUGUGCUGUAUCUAAUAAUUAUUCCUGUACUGUAAGUCAUGAGAUCUGAUUGGUGAUUUUAUUCUUGAAUCUUCAAGUGUUUGUAAAUGAUUCUUGAAUCUUCUGCACAUAAAAGGACUCAGUUCAUGUUGGAAACGGGUUUUAAAUUAAUUCUACAGAAUAUUCUAAUUUGUCUGAAUUUUUUUAAUAAAAUGGAUGAUCAUGUA